Molecule: messenger RNA, 3245 nt
Organism: Gadus chalcogrammus (walleye pollock)
Lineage: Eukaryota; Metazoa; Chordata; Actinopteri; Gadiformes; Gadidae
Gene: dyrk4
Product: dual-specificity tyrosine-(Y)-phosphorylation regulated kinase 4
Exons: 13
Coding region: 386-2164 (592 amino acids)
Biological process (GO): peptidyl-threonine phosphorylation; peptidyl-serine phosphorylation
Cellular component (GO): nucleus
Molecular function (GO): protein serine/threonine/tyrosine kinase activity; ATP binding; protein serine/threonine kinase activity
Source: RefSeq, a predicted model, not a curated record
GUCUCGAUUAUUGAAUUCCCACUUGGUCUCGGUACUUCGACCAGACAGAGACCGCUCCGGGUCCAGGUCUAUAUCAAGGCUCAACAGGUGGUCCUCCCUAUCUGAGACCUCAGCAAUGCGUCAUGUCGACUCUCAGUGAUCCUCUGAGGACGGGAGGAGUUGAUCCCCGUCCCGCGGAGUAUGGGGGCGGCACGUUUAGCGCCCAGCCCACUGUCAGCUCCUCUCUCAGCGGCAUAACACCUCAGUCAGCGGCUCGGAGGACUGUUGGACAUGUGGGGAUACACCGCUUGACCUUAGUUUGGAUCUCGUAUCUUUUCUCCGUGCCUGGACUACCGUGGACUACCGUGGGAACUGCUGAGUCCUCGUUAAGACCGAGUCUGACGGCAUGCUGCCAGAAAUCAACAACAAGAAGUUUGCUCCGUCCGUGGGCGGCCGGUCCCAUCUGGAGCCGCCCCUGGUGCAGGUGGUGGUCAGCAACUCCAAACACCUCCACCACCCCCACCUCCAGGACUCCAUCCUGCCCCACAUACCCAGCACGCACAACAGCUACCACAAACACCAGGGGGAGAGGCCGAAGCCCGCCCUGUUGGGUGGGCGGCUUGGGGGUCCCAGGGAGACCCUGUCCAGCCCCCAGGCCCCCCGUACCCCCGGCAACAAGCAGGAGAAGGAGAAAGCCUUCGAGGGACAGAGACUCCCCCUUUCUCCCACAGAUGCUCUGAAGCACUUCCAUGAGCGUCUGUCAGAGUUUGAGCAGGAGGAGAUCUCGGACCAUGCGGAGGUCUGGUUCAUGGGUCUGGGCUCCCAGAAGAUCGAGGCCACACUGGGCGCUCCCCACAACUCAGGCUUCGACGACGAGCACGGGAGCUACAUACGGGUGCUCCACGACCACAUCGCCUUCCGCUUCGAGGUGCUGGAGGUGAUCGGGAAGGGCUCCUUCGGCCAGGUGCUGAAGUGUCUGGACCACAAGACCAACGAGAUGGUGGCCAUCAAGAUGAUCCGCAACAAGAAGAGGUUCCACCACCAGGCGCUGGUGGAGCUGAAGAUCCUGGACAUCGUGAAGAGGAAAGACCCGGAGAACCUGCACAACGUCAUCCACAUGAACGAGUACUUCUACUUCAGAAACCACCUCUGCAUCUCCUUCGAGCUGCUGGGGGUAAACCUGUAUGAGCUGAUCAAGAAGAACAACUUCCAGGGCUUCUCCGUGGCUCUGAUCCGGCGCUUUGCCCACUCUCUGUUACGCUGCCUUCAGAUGCUCCACGACGAGAAGAUCAUACACUGUGACCUCAAACCGGAGAACAUCCUGCUGUCCCAGCGCGGCCCCGGGAACAUCAAGGUGGUCGACUUCGGCUCCAGCUGCUAUGAGCAGCAGAAAGUGUACACCUACAUUCAGAGCCGGUUCUACCGCUCCCCCGAGGUGAUCCUUGGCCAGCCCUACAGCAUGGCCAUCGACAUGUGGAGCCUGGGCUGCAUCCUGGCCGAGCUCUACACCGGGGGGCCCCUGUUCCCCGGGGAGAGCGAGGCCGAGCAGAUGGCCUGCAUCAUGGAGGUGAUGGGCACGCCUCCAGAGGAAUUUGUUCAGACUGCCUCAAGGAAAAGGUUGUUCUUCGACUCUAAGGGAAACCCUCGGAGCACUACUAACACUAAGGGGAAGAAGCGGAAGCCAAACUCUAAGGAUCUGUCCGCCGUCCUGAAGACCAACGACGCUCUCUUCCUGGACUUCAUCAAGCGCUGCCUGGCCUGGGACCCUGCGACCCGGAUGACCCCUGACGAGGGCGUCCAGCACCCCUGGAUCAUGCAGGGGAACUUCAACCGGGUCCGCCCCCGGCCCCGCGGGGGCGUGGCCGUGCCGCAGACCCCCCCGAGCUGCGGACCGGACCAGAGGCAGAGCGGCCAGCCCCCCGCGGACAGGGUUAGCACAGCUAGCACCAGCGCUAGCCAGUCGCGGCGGGACAGCUCAGGGUCGCGGGGCACGCUGCCGUCCAGCGAGCGGCUUCGACCUCUGGGGGCGUCGGUCGAGGACGUCGGCGAGGGUGGAGCAAGGGUCUCCACGGGAACCAAGGAGCAAGAAGGAGGAGGGGAGAGGCCCGUGCACAUCACCAUCCAUUCUCAACAGGGAGUGGGCGGAGCCAGAGACGCCUACCGUAGUCUGCCGCCAAUCAUGUAGGAAGCAAGUGACGGAGCGCCUGGGGGCAGGGCCUUGGGGCAGGGCCUUGGGGCAGGGCCUUGGGCAGGGCCUUGGGUGGGGCCUGGGGGCAGGGCAAGGUGUUUUAUUUGCAUGUCGUUGAGGUGGAGUAUGUGUUGGAUGUGUUUGACUGACACACAGUAGAAAGAGAGAGUGGCUCCACUGCAGUUUGAGUGAUGCCACAGAUAAAACAAUCAGUCUUUAUUAAUAUCUACAUCAAUAUCUAGCUGCUAUUGCUGCUGGCGGUUUAACCGUUGACUUCAAGUCGUUAACAAACACAACUUUUGUUUAGUGUUACUGUUCACAAUAUCACUGGGAUAGGAAAUGUUCUAUAUUCUAUAUCUCUGUACGUCUUCUAGAUCUAUCACAGAGAGGUCAACUCUGAGGUCUGCUGUACAGUAUAAGUGAUGAGUACUGUACAGUACAAUGCUGAUGACCAUGUUGUGUUCACUAGGUUGUACACAAGGUGACAAGGUAAUGUGUGGUCUUCUUUAUUUAUGUCUUUGGCUUUGAGGGCUGAGGGUUUUUUUUACUUUUAUGUGUGACAAAGCAAUGAAAUGAUUAAUCUUUUGGAUUCAAUUGAAGACGUUGUUUCGUUACUAUUGAAGUUAUUAAUCAUGGAAAGUGUUGCGCUGUGAAGAUGAAGUUUAAAUGUGAUUCUCGGCAGGACGUUCUGCUGUAUUUCUACUGCUCCAUAUUAAUGUACAUAUUGUUACUGGUUACUGGUACUGGUUUUGUUACAUCGGUUUCUCUGCGAUCCCGGACACUGAAGGGUUAAACGUACCAAUUGGACUCGUGAUACUUGAGCUCAUUUUUACAUUGACUGCAUUUUUUAUGCGUGUGUUUCAUAAUUCAUUUUGUAUGGUUGAUGAGGAGAGACAAUCCUUGUACUGCUAGUUUGUGCCUUGCAGAGCUGGAAUUGCACUUAACUAGUUGAACUAGUGUGUGAACUAGUUGUACUAGUCUGUGAAAACCUGGAGGUAACAGAGUUUGGAUUUGUUAGUCUAGGUUAGUCUUACCCUGACCUGCAGCACAAUGGUCAAAUAAAACUCUUUCAUCACAU